This is a messenger RNA of Pomacea canaliculata, 687 nucleotides long. RefSeq lists its product as uncharacterized. The record is from RefSeq and is a predicted model, not a curated record. The transcript has 7 exons. Bases 16 to 606 code for a protein of 196 amino acids. NCBI's taxonomy places the organism in Eukaryota, Metazoa, Mollusca, Gastropoda, Architaenioglossa, Ampullariidae. Gene Ontology annotation, molecular function: calcium ion binding.
GUCCUUUGAUAGCACAUGAGUGGAAAAGAAGGAUAUAAAGCUCCUAAGGUCCCCUGCAAUGCACUCUGUGACAAGACACCACCAGUCCCCCCCAAGAUGAACGCCUUCUUUAUUCUGGCCUGUUUUCUCGGCGCGGCAGCUGCACAGCUGCACACACAGUGUCAUUCCAACGCACAGCAGCUGCGCGAAGUGGAGGUUGUUGCCCUUGUGGCGGACAUCGUGGAUCGUAAUGAGGACAACAUCAUUACUGUAGGAGAGUUUGUGGUUGGCUUUGCCGACAUUCUCCAGUACCAGCUUCCCUUGUCCGAGGGCGUCAUCCUGGGCAUGACCAGAGAAGCACUGGUGGCGCUGGCGGCGGCGGCUGGCUUGCAUAUCACCAAGGAAGAAUUCGUCACUAGGUGGCAUGCGCGUUUCGGAGACAGCAUGGAGUUCGCUCGUGCCACCUUCGAAGCCUACGACACCAACCACGAUGGUGGUCUGUCUGUGUUCGAGAUCGAAAGCAUCGUUGACCACGUGCUGGAGCGCGAGGAUAACGGAGAUGGCAAAGUGUCUGGAGCUGAAUUCCGCGCCUACCUCCUGUGGGUGUACGGCCCACCCUGCGCCUAAGAAGAGAAGACUUAAUUCACUUCACGAACGGAUUGUUGUUAGAGAUGGAAAUGUUUCAUUAAAGAAUCCUAUGAAUGAAAA